AAAACUCUUCAGUAACACGAUUGUUCGGAGAGUAGUAGAUGGCGGGAGUGAUCUCCGUGUGAUAUAACUGUGUUAGAUUAGUUUUUAAAUUUUUAGUGUAUAUUAUAGAAUAGUUAUAAAAAUGACUAGAGCUAAAAUAGAACUAGGCGAUGUGACGCCUCACAAUAUAAAACAACUAAAAAAGCUAAACACAGUUGUAUUCCCCGUGUCAUACAACGAUAAGUUCUAUAAGGAUGUAUUGGAGGCAGGUGAAUUGGCCAAGCUAGUUUACUACAAUGAUAUUGUGGUGGGCGCAGUUUGCUGUAGGAUAGACACAUCGGAGAACUCCCGGAGAUUGUACAUAAUGACGCUAGGGUGCCUGUACCCAUACAGAAGAUUGGGCAUUGGGACUCUCAUGGUGGAACAUGUGCUCAAAUAUGUUGAACAAGAGGGCAAUUUUGACAGCAUUUUCUUACAUGUCCAAGUAAACAAUGAGGGCGCAAUAGAUUUCUAUAAGAAGUUUGGCUUUGAAAUUGUUGAGACGAAAGAGCACUACUACAAGAGGAUAGAGCCGGCAGACGCACAUGUGUUACAGAAGACCAUUAGACAACCUCAGAGCGCUCCCCUGUCCAAUGGCACUGUGCCACACGCCAAGACAAACGGGCAUGACUGAGCUAGAAUGUGAAAUUCGGUAUGUACAAAAAGCUCUGAAAUUUCCAUUGUAUGAUGAAAAUAGUGCUAUGACAGGCUUCUUACAGUUGAAUUAUUACUAAAUGUUGCAUAUGGGUUUCUUUAUGGUUUAGUGGCAGUUGAAAACCACAACUGUACUUUUCAGUACUGAGGGCCAUGGUAAUUUCUAUACAUAGAUAUGAUACCAAUUAUCCAUGUGAAGCUAGCAGUGUUUACUGUACUUGUUUGGGUAUAAUAGCAGUUGUGCCACAACAUCUUUUCAUAACUUAUUUAAAAAAACAUAUUAUUGAGUUAGCAUUAUAUUACCAAAAGCACAUAAUAUCAAUUAGUAUUGUAAUCUGCUUGUAUACUGCUUGGUAAUUUGAAGGUUAUAUAAUAACAUCUAAUAAUAAUUUAACUGUUAGAAGUAUUUGCGACUUGAUACAGAGCAAGAAAUCAUCAUAGAAAGGAUAACUGGUCAUAAUUGUGAAGCCAAGUGAUACAUUUGUAUAAAACAUAAGUCACUCACUAAGUAUACAUACAUACAGUCAUAAAUUAAUGUUAAGCCAAAGGCCUACAAAUGUAACUUUGCCUGUGUGUGGAACCAUUAAGACAGGUGUAAAUCAUAAAAUUUAAACUAGCCUUUACAAAAAAAUUGCCAGUCGCAAAGCGUCAACUUUUGAACCGCUGCUUCUUUUGAACUUAACAGACUUCCGCUCCGUCAAACAGAAAAAUAGUAUACAAACCUCGGCCAGUGAACAGGAAAGCUUCAGAUCACAUGUAAUUGCUGGCUGAGGCAAAUCCAAUGAGGACAUCUCUUAGUUUACUGCCUAUAGGUAUGUAAUAUACUAUAUUUAGGCUAUGUAUAGGUACAAUAAUGUACAUAGGUAGCACUUAAAUGUAUGUGGCUUAUCCCAAGAAGGUCUUGUACCCAAUAUUUUUCACUAGUUCAAUAACAUUUUUGUUAGACAUCUUUCUUUUUCAAACUUUUUUCUCUGUGUGUAGUUUAUUUCUUGUGUAUUUGUGUAAAUGUACAAAAAACCAACAUAAUUUAUUCAAUAUAUUACCUAAAGUACUUAUAAGGAAAUACAUACAUUUUGAUAAAUAAAUAAUCUUUUAAUAUUGUAAACAUAAAAAAGGCUAGUUCAAUUUUACUGAUUAUAGGACUUAAGUUUUAGCAUAAUAUGAAAUUUCUUACUGGCAAUAUGUAAAAAAAAAUGCUAACUACGUCAGUUUGAUAAAACUUGUUUUAGCAUUGUGUACAAUUUAAUAAUGGUAUUAACUUAUUACUCAAUUAGGGUGUUUUUUGACCCCUACAGGAACUUUAAAUUCCAGGUAUUUUUAUGUAAAAAACUAAGUAGAAUGUCUCAGGUUGUCUGUCAAAGGUUGCUAAUGCCUUUUCUGGCCUCUUUUGGAUUGAGCUAACUUCAUGACUUCAUAUAAUAUUUGAAUAUUUAAUAUUUAUUGGCAUCCACAAGAAAAUAAGUUAACAAUUUCAUGGCAAAGUUACGCUGUGGGUUGCAAUAUAUGUAAUAGAUGGACUUAAGCAUGUGGUUGUGGAAUUUGAGGCCAUAAAACAAUAGAUAUGACUGAAUACUUCUUUAAUAUCGAUGUCAUAUAUUGUACAGAACACAUUAUUGAUAAGUUCAAGCAUGUUGUUCAUCUAAUGUUUGCAAUUUAGAGUUAAUAGUGACUGUGAAGGUGGAAUGUUUGAUAUAACUUUAUUUUUCAUAAAUUUUACAUUGCUUAAUGUUUGAUAUUAUAUCACAUAAUUGCAAAGUGCUGACAUAACAACUGGAUGCUGAUACGCAAUAAUGUGUCAACCCACAUUCAUUUUGCAAUUAAAUGUCAACUUUAAGCGUCAGUUUUUUGAGUUGACAUCUUAUUGCAAAUUGAAUGUGGGUUGACACAUUUUUGCUAAACACCAUCCAACUAGGGGAUGUAAAAUUGUAAACCGGUUUUUAAUUGUAUGGAAAAACCGGUUUCUGUUCCUUAAUAACAACUUAUGAUACAAAUAAAAAAUACUGUUGCUCAAAAAACUCAUUAAGUACCUAUAUCAAACAUAAAAUUUGUACAAAAUGUUACAUUAUGUCAAUAUUAAGUUAUAUCAAACUUUGGCACCCUAUUAAAACCAUUGCAGUUGUAAUUAAGUUUUCAUAAUUCGAAUGUGUAAAAUAUAGGUUAUUCUUGGCUCUAGGCAUUCUGUUAACUAAACUGAUGGCAUACAAGUGUACAUUUCGAAAUACUUAAAAUUUAAGUAAGUUUAUGGUAUAGGGGGAAGCGGGGUAGAUAGGCACAAGGGGCAGUUUUGAACACCCACACUAAUUCCUUAACUAAAAACUUAUGUUCACCUUCUGCAACAUUAAAACGUGGCUUUGUAUGUGUGAGUGAGGUACGUGCUUCGACACAUCUCUCCUGACAGCCGUUGCCGCUUGGUGCGUGAAAACGUGUUUCCGCGGUCGCAUAGUAAAUAAAUUAUGAUUUUUUUAUCGAGUUGUGGUGCGAAAUUUUCGACUGUACCGGAUGAACAUCAUAAUGAGCGCUUAGUACGUUUAUUCAGUAGUAGGGUUAGCUUAUUAUUUUAAAGUAAUACUUACUAGUAUAUUUUAAAUAAAUUAUUUUUAAUUUAUUUGACCAUUAGGGUACUUUGGUACAAUAAAGAUUGGGGCAGUUUUGAACAUGUCAAAGUGCCCCUCUAGUGUAUCUAAGUGCCCCUGCCAGUUUUUUUGUUGUGAAUUCUUUUUUUUAUUUCUUUUUUACUGUAUAGUGCGAACGUACAAAGAGAAAGAAAAUUAACAAAGAAAAGUUAAAACAACCAAAGUAGCUUUUUGUCAGAAACUGACAAUGAUUUCAUUAAAAGUUGUUUUUCGUAGUAUUAGUGCACCUGCUGCUUAAUAACUGUAGUAUGCUCUAAUAGCACCGCACUUAAUAGACGUUUUAUAAUGUUUAAAAAGUUUACUACUGUUCAGCUAACUGAGUUGAUCUGUAAAGUGUGCUCUGGGGGGCAGUUUGAAACACUUACCGGGCACUUUGAUUCACGUGCCAAAGUACCCCAAAAUGAUGUAUCAAAGUGUCCCAUGUAAUGUAUCAAAGUGCCCUGCAGGUGGGGCACAAUUGAACAAAUCCCAUUUUUUGGUAAAAUCCAUAUAUCUCUUUUACUGGCCAUAAAUUUAACAAAAAAUGAUACACUUUGUAUACCUUGGUAAAUUUAUCAUCUACUAAGUACAAAAAAAAUGUAUUUUGAGUUCAUUUUGGGGCCUACAAUCGAUUUCAAAAAAAGGUGUACCAAGCUGCCCCGCUUCCCCCUAAGGAGUUUCCAUUUUGGUACCCAAUAGUGUCCCUUAUAUCAAGUAUCAGGAUUUACCUCGCAAUAUUGUUUUAUCUUAAUGCAUUUGUACCGGGAACAUACCUUGAUAUUAUGUAAGUAACAAAACACGAUCUUAUUUAAAAAAAAUAUUUUUUAGUUUUUACUUGCACAGCAUACGAAUGAUGUUCAUUAAUUUUAAUUCCUUGUUGAUUUGUUUUGAAAUUUUUGCUCUGUUAAACAUUACUGAUUUUAAACGUGAUGAAAUUUUAGAUUGUCUGUAAAUUAUUUUAUACUGGUUAGACAUGUUUACCAAAAAGUCAAUUUACCUAUCUGAAUAAUGGAUGUCUGUUCUGUAACCUAUUUGUUGAAUAUCAUGUUCACUACUACCUUAGGAUUAGUGUAAUAAACCUGAUUAACAUAU
This is a messenger RNA of Cydia fagiglandana, 4376 nucleotides long. RefSeq names its product probable N-acetyltransferase san (gene san). Gene Ontology annotation, biological process: mitotic sister chromatid cohesion. Gene Ontology annotation, cellular component: NatA complex. Bases 122 to 652 code for a protein of 176 amino acids. The transcript has 3 exons. NCBI's taxonomy places the organism in Eukaryota, Metazoa, Arthropoda, Insecta, Lepidoptera, Tortricidae. Gene Ontology annotation, molecular function: N-acetyltransferase activity. The record is from RefSeq and is a predicted model, not a curated record.